This is a messenger RNA of Cherax quadricarinatus, 6020 nucleotides long. It is a transcript of the gene Gle1, whose product is annotated as nucleoporin GLE1. NCBI's taxonomy places the organism in Eukaryota, Metazoa, Arthropoda, Malacostraca, Decapoda, Parastacidae. Gene Ontology annotation, biological process: poly(A)+ mRNA export from nucleus. Gene Ontology annotation, molecular function: phospholipid binding; translation initiation factor binding; inositol hexakisphosphate binding. Gene Ontology annotation, cellular component: cytoplasm; nuclear pore cytoplasmic filaments; nuclear pore. The record is from RefSeq and is a predicted model, not a curated record.
UCAUACGUAAGCAGUCAGUGGCCUUCAUCAACCCAAGAAGAAGAGGCAGGUGAAUACGGCGCAAGUUGCGGUGCUCUAUAAAUCCCCAACAACAAACAAACUGCGCGUUUGAAAAUAAGAGCAACAGAAUUUACCAUGACAGAAGACCCAACAAGUCUCAAAAGUGUUCUAAGUGCUUUGAGCAGCAGUGAGAAGUUGAAACACUGGCAUAAACCUCCGCAGGAUUAUGGACCAGAUAAUCCUGAGGACUCUGAUUAUAAUAGGAAUGGUUUGAAAGAUGUAGGAGACUUAACCAGUAUAACCAUCUCGCCUGGAUUUUCAUUUGGAAAUGCCAAUGAAGAUGAAGAUUCCAAACCUCUUGCCACUGAAGCUGAGAUUACCCAUGAUGCUUUUGCUUUCACAAUAGACCCAAGUGAGGAGUUGGGUGAAGAGUAUCGGUGUGAUUCACUGAUAUUAGCAAAGAGAGCUCAAGAGCAGUAUCAAAUAAUGCAGCAACUUGAAAAUAUGUCCCUUGAGGAAGAGUGCAAACAAGAAUUUCAAAAAAGAAUUAAAGCACGGUAUAGGGAGUAUGUGAGUAAAUUAUCUGAGAUUCAUGCUGAACACAAUAAUAAAAUACAACAGUACUAUCAGAAGAGGAAUGAGGAGCUAGCACAUGAGGAAUACCGUCUUCGACAACAACAAGAGGAUGUCAUCGAUGCUGUUAAAAAAUGCAAUCAUGAAUACAGUCAGUAUGUAUCAGAAAGAUCAUCUUGGUUACUGGGUGUUGUGGAGGAUGCUCGACGUAAGGAAGCCGAACAAGCAGAUCUCAGGAGAGCACUUGUGAAUCACUUGCUUAAUACAAAGGAAACUUACAUUGUUAAGCUAACUCAAAUGCAUCAGUUACUCAGAGAAUUUGAGGGGACUGAAUCCUUGGACUCCAAAACUGAGUCCCUCCUAAACCAAACUGUGACUCAAGUAGAGGAUGUUUUAAAUAAUGCCACUCAGAAUACUGUAACACAAAAGCAACUUAAUGAAGCUCAAAAUUCUCUUCAAAUGGGACUCAGUUGUGUAGAUACAAUUAUUCAAACACUCAAUACUAAAAAGGAAGAGAGAGCCAAGUUGGAAACAGAGAGAAUAAAUCAAGAAGCUGAAGAAGCAAAGUUGAAAGCUGCUGCUCAGUUGGAAGUGGAAAAGCAAAAAGCUUUAAGAGAAGAGAUGGAAAAACUUGCUAAUGAACAGAUACAGGAGGGAGGAUAUGACAUAGUUGCAAUGAUGGCUGGAAAGAACAGAUUAGAAGACUUCAAGAGCAAGGUGGGAAAUUUUUUGAAUACUGUUGACAUAAUGUCACAAAAGUACCCAGAGAUGCGUAUGGAGGUGCAUCGAGCCACUAGUGUCAUCAACCAGCUUAAUUUAACCGAUAACAGAGUGAACAGAGAAAAAUUGCAGAAGUUAAUAUCCUUUCUGGCUGGCAGAGAUUUUGGACCAGGCAAAGCCACGACUGACACUGAUCCAGUUAUACUAGAGUAUGCAAAGAACCACGUGAUAAGUAGCAUAAUAAAGUUUGGCACUGACAGGCAAAAAACUGGCAUGGGUGUCUAUGCAUGGUUGUUAGUAAACUUGAUUUUAGUUUUUCCAGAAAUGUGGGAUCUUUUCUUGUAUCAUUUGUACAUUUCAUGUCCCUAUUUGAUACCUAUAAAACCAAUGCAGAUCGUUGGACAAAGUGAAGAAGACUUCAAUAAAACAAAAGGCAUGAAAGCUAAUGAGAAAUCAGAUGCACAUAUUGCUCGCAUGGGUACUUCUGCUACAAUAUAUGGAAUAGUUUUGGGCAUGAUAAGUAAAAAGCGAGAGAUUCCCAUAGCAGCUCCAGUAAUAGGGUGGGAGCUCUUAGCUAAGCUUCUCUCCUUAACACCUACUUCUGGUGUCACAGCAAUAAUUCUUCGAAAUUUUUUGGAGGCUGCAGGUUUUAGCCUUCAGGAGGCAUAUGGUAAACAGUUUUUAAAACUCAUGGAUUUCCUAAAUAAUGUAUAUAUGAAUAAGAUUCAGGAAGUCACAGAAGGAGCAGGAUCACAAGGCCUGAGUGUGCUGCAGAACUUUAUGGAAGCAUUUAAGACUACACACAAAAUUCAACAAGAUAAACAUGUUGCAAAUUUUUAUUAAAAAAGGUGCUCAUACUUCUAGAUAUACACACACUCAUUGUGACUGUUCAGUUAUUACUUAAGUUUGACAGGCAAUUUCUGCAAAUUGUAUAAAAAAUUAUGUACUGUACAUCACAAAUUUAUAGAGGUGAACACACAAAUUGGUAUUAAGGAGGUUGUUAAAAUCACUUCCUUUCUGGAAAAUAUAUGAUUAGCAUUAUUUAAUUCAUCAAACAUUGCUGCACACACACUGCAGCAGAAAAUUUAUUAAAUGUCACCAAUGAUUUAUGAAUUUCAGUUUUUCAGAGUGAGUUUAGACAUUUAGUAGAGGGGCCCCAACUUGUUAAUGCAUUCCUGAAUUAUUAUUAUUAUCAAUUAUUAUUAUAAUCAAAAAGAAGCGCUAAGCCUAUUAUUAUCAAGACCAAGCGUUAAACCCACUAGGGUCAUACAACCCAUGCAUUCCUGAAAAAUUUUUAUAAAUUGAAUGUUCAGAGCUCUGAACUUAUAUUUUCACAAUGUAUUCCUGUGCCAUAAUAUUUGGUAUCUAAUUUCAUUUUUAAACUAAUAAUAUAUGUCCAAUACAUGUCCAGUACAUUUUUUUUUUUUUCAACAAACCAGCCAUGUCCCACCAAGGCAGGGUGGCUUAAAAAGAAAAAUGCAAGUUCUUCUUUUUAAAUUUAGUAAUUUAUACAGAAGGGGUUACUAGCUCCUUGCUCCCGGCAUUUUAGUUGCUUCUUACAACUUGCAUGGCUUACGGAGGAAGAAUUCUUUUCCACUUCCCCAUGGAGGUAAGAGGAAAUAAAGACCAAGAACUGUUAAGAAAAUAGAAGAAACCCCAGAUGGUUGUAUAAAUAUAUAUGCACGUACAGUGGGCCCACCCUUUUCAUCAAUCUCCGUUAUUGCCGAUUUUUGUUUUCGUCAACUUUUUCCGUCAAUAUUUUGGUUCCGUUUUCGUCGAUUGUACGGAACCUGUCCAGUGCCCAGCACACAGAGAAAGCCGUCUCCCACACACAUUCUCAGGCAGUGUCGCGUGUUUCUUGGUGAGUGAACAUACCCUGCCAGGUCAUAUGAAACAUUUUUUAAUACAGUGGAACCUCAUAUAUCGAACUGCUCCCAACCCAGCCAGUUAUGUAAGUGUAUUUUUGUAAGUGCUUUUAUAAGUGUAUUUUUGAGGGUCUGAAAUGAACUAAUCUAAUUUACAUUAUUCCUGAUAGGAAUAAAUUCGUUCAGUAACGGCACUCGAACAGCCAUCUUUAAUGAAGAAAGUUCGAUAUUUGAGGUUCCACUGUAAUCCAUUGUUUUUGGCACUUCUUUAUUGUGUGUGACUGCUAAAUAAGCCACCAUGGCCCCAAAGAAAGCUCCUAGUGCCAGUUCUUUGGUAAAGAAAGUGAGGAACACUGUAGAAAUGAAAAAAGAAAUUGUUCAAAAAUAUGAUAGUGACAUACGCAUUGCUGAACUCGGCAGGAUGUAUGGGAAGGUGCCAUCAAUGAUCAGCUCCAUUGUGGCAAAGAGAAAAGAAAUCAUGGAAGCUGAUGUUGCGAAAGGGGUGAAUGCGAUAAGCAAACAGAGAUCCCAAACAAUUGAAGAAGUGGAGAAAUUGUUGGUGUGGAUCAGAAAGAAAGAGUUAGCAGGAGAUAGUGUUAUGUAGUCAGUAAUUUAUGAAAAGGCAAGGCAGUUGCAUGAUCUCAUAAAAAACUGCCUGAAAUGAGUGCUGAUGUUGGUGAAUUUAAGGCCAGCAAAGGCUGGUUCGAAAAGUUCAAGAAGCAAAGUGGCAUACACAGUGUUGUAAGGCAUGGUGCAGGUGCCAGUUCUGAUAAACAAGUGGCUGAAAAAUUUGUGCAGGAAUUCAAAGGUUAUGUAGAGGCUGAAAAAUUCCAACCCCAACAAGUGUUCAAUUUUGACAAAACAGGCAUGUUUUGGAAGAAAAUGCCAGAGAGGACCUACACACAGGAGGAAAAGGCACUCCCAAGACAGGCUAACUCUCUUGUUGUGUGGUAAUGCUAUUGGGGAUUUCAGAGCGAAGCCUUUACUCGUGUAUCACUCUGAAAAUCCCGGAGUGUUCAAGAAAAACUGUUGUCAAGAGUAAAUUGUGUUUGAUGUGGAAGGCUAACAGUAGGGCAUGGGUCACUAGGGAAAUUUUCCUGGAAUGGCUCAAUGAAGUGUUUGGCCCGAGUGUGAAGAAAUACCUCCUGGAUAAUAAAUUGCCACCCAAGUGCCUGUUGUUAAUGGACAGUGUUCCUGCACAUCCUCCAGACUUGGAAGACCAAUUGUCUAGGGAAUUCAGUUUUGUAACAUUUAAGCUCUUGCCUCCAACACCACUCCUCUCAUCCAGCCCAUGGACUAGCAGAUCAUUGCAAACUUCAAAAAACUGUACACCAAAGCAAUGUUUCAAAGGUGCUUUGACAUAACCUUGGACUCUGAAUUGACCCUAAGAGAGUUCUGGAAGAAUCACUUCAAUAUCUUCCACUGCAUAAGCCUUAUAGAUAAGGCUUGGCAGGGAGUGACUUCCAGGACGAUGAACUCUGGUUGGGGAAAACUGUGGCCAGAUUGUGCCCAAAAGAAGGAUUUUGAAGGGUUUGAGGCUGACCCUGUCGACCCUACACCUGCUGUGCAAUCAAUUGCGACAUUGGGGAAUUCCAUGGGGUUGGAUGCGAGUGGCGAGGAUGUGGAAGAGUUGAUGGAGGACCACAAUGAAGAGCUAACCACUGAUAAGCUGAAAGAGCUUCAUCUGCAACAGCAACAGACCACAGCUCAGGAAAUUGCUUCAGAAGAAGAGGAAGAGAGAUGGAAGAAGGUGCCUUCUUCAAAGAUUAAGGAGAUUAGUGCAGUGUGGACUAAGUUGAAAUUAAGACAUAUGUGCAACAUCUGGGUAUCUUUAUUGUAGACGUUUUGCCAGCCAGUGGCUUUAUCAAUACAAAUUCCAGGACAUAACUUGAAGACAGUAGAACUAUGUACAGAAGAUGAGGUAAUCAGUCCCUCAACCUUGGAGUUGAUGCGAAGAGCACCGUAGUCGUGGAGAUUCUGAAUCGGAAGCAAGACGCCUGACGCUUAUAUACUAACAUCAGGUGGAAAUGGGACAUGUAGCAGACGAGGGCAUAGUCACUGGAUAAAGAGACCCAGAUGUUGCACAUAUGUCUUUAUUUCAUCUUGUCGGUAAUGUAUACCAUUCUUGUACAAUGUGGACUAAAGUGCAUUCAUUUGUGGAAGAACAUCACCCUGAGAAAGCUGUUGCAAUCCGUGCUGGUGACUUUUACAACGACAAUUCCAUGUCCCAUUUUAGGCUAAUCUUAGAAAUGCCAGAAACAGAGCACUCUGGACAGCUAUUUUGUGCGACAGGGGUCCAGUGACUCUCAAGUUGGUACUAAAAAGCAAAGGAGGGAAGUGACCCCAAAUAAGGAUGUGGUGCCUAGUCCCUAUGGAGGGGGAUUCCCUUUCCAAAGAAUAACCUCUUCCCUCCUACCUGUCUUCCGUCCAUCAACAACAGCCAUCAGUAAAGGUAAGUGUCAUGUUGAAUGUUCACUCUUUUGUGCAUGUAAAUCUAUCUUUAAGGUAAAAAAAAAAUUUUUUUCUUAAUACUUCUGGGUGUCCGGAAUGGAUAAAUUGGAUUUACAUUAUUUCUCAUGGGGAAAAUGGUUUCCGUUCUCAACGAUCACUCUGGAACGGAUUAAACACGAAAACUGAGGGUCCACUGUACGUGCAUGUGUAGUGUCACCUACAUGCAAGUAGAAGUAGCAAGAUAUACCUGUUAUUCUGCUUGUUUAUGAGACAGAAAAAAAAGACACCAGCAAUCCUGCUAUCAUGUAAAACAACUUCAGGUUUCUGUUUCACACCCACACAUUUAGUACUUUUUUUUUAUAAAUAGUAUUAACAUUGGUCAGUUAAUUUAUGCAUGCUAAUUAAACAGAG